This is a messenger RNA of Paramisgurnus dabryanus, 1542 nucleotides long. RefSeq names its product four and a half LIM domains 1b (gene fhl1b). Gene Ontology annotation, molecular function: transmembrane transporter binding. Gene Ontology annotation, biological process: muscle organ development. The record is from RefSeq and is a predicted model, not a curated record. Lineage: Eukaryota; Metazoa; Chordata; Actinopteri; Cypriniformes; Cobitidae.
CCCACCAUCGCAGGAUCCGUCCAAGUGCAAAGCUAGUGGCGGUGCACUCUGCAGAAGACGGGAUACAGAUCACAGCACUGUCUAUUUCAAACAGACACACACAGAGCUUCUCACAGAUUCGAGGGUCACAAUGGCAGAACGCUCCAACUGCUUUUACUGCCGCGAUGACCUCAGCGGAAAGAAGUUUGUGAGGAAGGACGAGAAGCAAGUGUGCAGGCGUUGCUUUGACAAGUUCUGCGCCAACACCUGCGCAGAAUGUCGACGGUCGAUCGGCAUUGAUUCAAAGGAACUUAAUCAUAAGGGGCGUUACUGGCACUCGGAUUGUUUCAGAUGUGCAAAAUGCUAUAAGAACCUGGCCAAGGAGUCUUUUAGCACCAAGGAUGACAGGAUCCUGUGUGGGAAGUGUAGCUCACGCGAAGAUGCACCUCGCUGCCAUGGCUGCUACAAGCCCAUACUGGCAGGUAAUGAGAAUGUGGAAUACAAAGGCAAUUCAUGGCACGAUGAGUGCUUCACCUGCUAUCAGUGUAAGAAGCCAAUCGGCUCCAAAAGUUUCCUGACAAAAAACGACAACAUCUACUGCAGCCCCUGCCAUGAGAAGAAGUUCGCCAAGCAAUGUGCUUGCUGCAAGAAGCCCAUUACCACAGGAGGUGUGAAUUACCAAGACCAACCGUGGCACUCUGAGUGCUUUGUGUGCUUCUCCUGCCGCAAACCCCUGUCUGGCACCCGAUUCACCUCCCACGAGGAGAAGGUCUACUGCGUAGACUGUUACAAGAGCACUGUGGCCAAAAAGUGCAAUGGUUGCCAGAAUCCCAUUACAGGAUUUGGAAAGCCUGCGAGUGUAGUGAACUAUGAGGGUGGCUCUUGGCACGACUACUGUUUUAACUGUAAGAAAUGUUCGCUCAACCUGGCGGAAAAGCGAUUCGUUGUUCACAGUGGAGACAUUUACUGUUCGGACUGUUCCAAGAAGCUGUAGGCAACUGCUGCCUAUGGGGACACAGCAGAAUAAGAUUAUUUAACCAAAAUAUCAGCAUUAAAUCAAAGUUAAACAAAAAUCCCACACAAAUGUAUUGACAAAGGCUUCUGUUAUGUUAGUUCUGGCUUCUUUAUGAGGGGAGUUUGAUAUUUUCUGUAAAGAAUGUAAAGUUUGCCUAGAGGCUUGCAUGGAAAAAUGUAUCCAGUCUUUUUUAAAGGUUUUUGUAAGAUAUGAUGAAAGACGGUGAUAAAGAAAUGGAGUCACAAUAUGUGAAAUCAGUAGGUUAAGUCUGUUUUUUGGCUGUUGUUUCAGAAAUAUUUUAGCUGUGUUUCAGGACCUUUACUUGUGUCAAGUGUAUUUGAUAACCUUUAAUUCUGCAAUGAUCAUGGUCGCUUUACAUUAUGAGUAUGUGUUUGAGUAUUAUUUAGAUUUUGCUUCUUUGUGAUUUAUAAUCAUGUGUGUCGAUAUGUUUUUGUAGGAAAAUCAUAUUGGGAAACUUUUUGAAUUGGCCUGUUCGCUAAAUUCCCCAUAUAGCUACUGCAAAUAACAUUAAAAUUGUAUUAUUUUAA